AUGAAGCCCGUCGUAUCUUCAUUGAACGCCUGGUCCUGCGUGGUCAUCUCCCUCUUCGCCAUUGUCAUCCUUUCCGUCCUUGGGUCGCUAUUCAAGAGCGAACACCACGGAUUCACCGGCUCAGAAGGUGAACCGGAGGACGGCGGAGCAGUUGCUGCAUCGAUAUUUACUGCUGUGAUCAUCUACGCUGGAUUCUUCGUUUUCUGCGCCUUCCAGGCUUACCUGCACAUCCGAGCCCGCCGGGGCGGCGCCAUAUCACUGAAUUAA
This is a messenger RNA of Aspergillus puulaauensis, 267 nucleotides long. RefSeq lists its product as uncharacterized. NCBI's taxonomy places the organism in Eukaryota, Fungi, Ascomycota, Eurotiomycetes, Eurotiales, Aspergillaceae. Bases 1 to 267 code for a protein of 88 amino acids. The record is from RefSeq and is a predicted model, not a curated record. The transcript is spliced from 4 exons.